GACCAAAUAAGAAAAGAAAGGGAAGGGCAGGCCAAAACGGAGCUCGAAAUCAGCAGCCAUGGGACUGAUUAAGGUAGCCAUCGGAGAUGCCUUGUUGACAUCGAUGUGGGUGUUUUCCAUGCCGGUUAUGAAGAUCUUCACCGCCAAAAUAGCCACUUUUCUCGGCGUCCAAGCGCUGCCUCUGGCGGCUCGCUUCAUCUCCACAGUCUUGGUCAGCAUUCUAGUCAUAACUUUCUCCGCCAUCGGGGAAAACUUCGGCGGCGCGAGCUUCAACCCCGCCGCUUCCCUCACUUUCCAUGCCGCCGGUCUCAGGAAAAACGCCUCCUUCCUCUCCAUGGCAGUUCGCUUCCCAGUCCAAGCCGCCGGUGGAGUCGCCGGAGUCAAAGCAGCUCUAGAGUUCAUUCCGGUACCAUAUAGAAAGAACCUGACCGGACCUUCCCUGAAAGUAGAUUUACACACCGGCGCCAUCGCCGAAGGAGUGUUUACAUUUGUCCGAAGCUUUGCUUUGUUGAUGAUAAUAUUCAAGGGUCCAAAGAACAACUUGAUAAAGCAGUGGUUGGUGUCUGUAACGACGGCGGUUCUGGUGAUAACGGGAUCCAAUUUCACGGGAGCUCCGAUGAAUCCGGCAAGUGCUUUCGGGUGGGCGUAUGUGAAUAAUCGGCAUAAUUCUUGGGAACUUUACUAUGUUUAUUGGAUCGGAGCUUUGAUCGGGGCGGCUUCCGGUGCCUGGGUUUUCAGAUUCUUGGUUUCUCUGCCAUCGCCGCCACCAACCAAGCAGAAAAAAGCUUGAAUUGUAGGUUAAAUUUAUUCAGUAUUUCGAAUAAGAUUUAUUUCCAUUUUUCUUGGA
Hibiscus syriacus is the source of this 847-nucleotide messenger RNA. RefSeq names its product aquaporin SIP1-1-like. Gene Ontology annotation, biological process: transmembrane transport. NCBI's taxonomy places the organism in Eukaryota, Viridiplantae, Streptophyta, Magnoliopsida, Malvales, Malvaceae. Bases 59 to 790 code for a protein of 243 amino acids. The transcript has a single exon. The record is from RefSeq and is a predicted model, not a curated record. Gene Ontology annotation, cellular component: membrane. Gene Ontology annotation, molecular function: water channel activity.